Lichtheimia ornata is the source of this 138-nucleotide messenger RNA. RefSeq lists its product as uncharacterized. Gene Ontology annotation, cellular component: centrosome; interphase microtubule organizing center; gamma-tubulin ring complex. The coding region runs from base 1 to 138 and encodes 45 amino acids. NCBI's taxonomy places the organism in Eukaryota, Fungi, Mucoromycota, Mucoromycetes, Mucorales, Lichtheimiaceae. The transcript has 2 exons. The record is from RefSeq and is a predicted model, not a curated record. Gene Ontology annotation, biological process: mitotic spindle assembly; gamma-tubulin complex localization; microtubule nucleation by interphase microtubule organizing center.
AUGGCGACGAUGCUCAACACGGGGCUUGAUCGCGACACAAUGGCACUGUGCGUUUCAAUGUGCGAACGAGGCGUCAAUCCAGAAGCCUUAGCAAACGUGAUCAAGGAGCUUCGACAACAGCAAGCACGCCUACGCUAA